CCUCGCCGUGCGACGAGAGAACUCUUCUCCCACGAGACCAACGUUUUCUACUGUGCACGUGCGUACGUUGGUUUCCUCUUGGAGUUUUACACGAAGGAAUUGAAGUGAGCUACCAAGACAUGGACGUCGAACAGCUGCAGCAGCAUGCCAGGAGGCUUCUGUCGAACGGCAGGGUGGUGUCGGCGGCGGCGGCCGCCGGCGCGUCGCCUGGUCCGGCUGGGCGCGUGUUGGAAGGCGGCGCGGCGGCGGCGGCGCGUCGUCCGGCACCGUUCAGCUCGCUGGACGCGACGGUGAUCACGGUCCUGUCCCUCCUCCUCUGCGUGCUCGUCGUCGGGCUCGUGCUCCACGCGAUCGCCCGGUGCGCGUUCCGCGUCACGCGGCGCAUGUGCUACGGCCAGGAGCCGCCCGGGGAUCACGGCGACGAGGCGGCGGCGGAGCGAUGCGCCCGGGUAGCCAGGAAGAAGCCGGGACGCGCCAUCGCGGAGAAGAUCCCGGCGAUCGUCUGCCCGGCCGGCGGGCUCGAUCGGCUCGCCGGCUGCGGCUCGACGGAGUGCGCCAUCUGCCUCUCCGAGUUCGCGCAGGGUCACCGCGUCCGCGUGCUGCCGCGCUGCGGCCACGGCUUCCACGCGCGGUGCAUUGACCGAUGGCUCGCCGCGAGGCAGACCUGCCCGACGUGCAGGCGGGAGCCGUUUGCGGCGGCCGCGGCCGUGCAGCUGCAGGUUUACCCUGACGCCGCCGGCGGCCAGCACGAGACGCCUUAGCACCAACGUGACUCAACUGUACAGUAGGCUAUCACAGUAGUUGGGAACACAGUGAACAUUUUUUUGCUUUUCUUUUGUCAUCCGAGAUACUGUGGUCAUUAUCUCUGUUUUUUUUUUCUUUUCUGUUAUGUUCAUGUCGAAGUGACCCGGUUCCGAUGAAAUGAAGGUGAAAACCACCCGAGUAAAUUUUACUGAAAACUGCAAAAAUAUGUACCAUCAGGUUGUGAUUUGGUUCAGGCUUGUAAACCCAUUUGCAAAUAUUGCACGGAGAGUGCCAACUUUUGAAUCGUCUGAAUUGUUUCA
Oryza sativa Japonica Group (Japanese rice) is the source of this 1064-nucleotide messenger RNA. Its product is annotated as RING-H2 finger protein ATL72. Gene Ontology annotation, biological process: protein ubiquitination. Gene Ontology annotation, molecular function: transferase activity. Lineage: Eukaryota; Viridiplantae; Streptophyta; Magnoliopsida; Poales; Poaceae. The record is from RefSeq and is a predicted model, not a curated record.